Messenger RNA from Dichotomopilus funicola, 1026 nucleotides. RefSeq names its product AhpC/TSA antioxidant enzyme-domain-containing protein. Bases 1 to 1026 code for a protein of 341 amino acids. The record is from RefSeq and is a predicted model, not a curated record. NCBI's taxonomy places the organism in Eukaryota, Fungi, Ascomycota, Sordariomycetes, Sordariales, Chaetomiaceae. The transcript is spliced from 2 exons.
AUGGCAUCGACGCAGGUGACCUCGGCAGAGGCCGCAUCGGCCGCAGCGGCAUCGGGGAUGGAUGAGUUUGAAGGCGCCGUCGACACUACCACCGAGCUCCCUUCACGGAAGUUGAUCAGCGAGAUUGACAACUUUCUUAUCUUCGACCGGUAUGGGAAGAGUUGCCGUUUCCGUAAUAUAUACACCGGGCCUCAUAUCGCGCGACGCGUACUGAACUGCCAACAAUACCUCAGUUCAAUCGCCAACUCCAUCACCCCAGCGGAUCUACUCAACGAGCCCCUGCUUUCCACCGCCAUCGUUGUUAUUGGUUGUGGAGACCCCGGGCUCAUCGCCAGCUACGCCGAAGAGUCCGGCUGCCCCUUCUCUAUUUUCACCGACCCGACAGGUCGUCUGUACGAGGCGCUCGGGAUGAUACGCACCCUUGGACUGGGCGACCGGCCGGCAUAUACGUCAAAACAUUUAGUCUGGAGCAGCAUCACAAGCGUCGGGCAAGGCUUGAAACAACUCCGUUCCGGGCUGGCGGGGAAGGGCGGGGAUAUGAAGCAGGUCGGGGGCGAGUUCUUGUUCGAGCCGCCUUUGGGGGCGGAAACUACGCCGCUCCAAUCGCCGGUGAUAGGGGUCUCGGGCGAAGGCGCAGACCAGGAGGAGACCGAUGCGGGGGGCCAAGAAACAGGGCCCAGUUCCGAACCCCGACCGAAAGCGGACGACAAAAGUAAUGUCGACGAGUUUGAUGGUGACGACAAGAUUGUCACUUGGUGCCACCGCAUGCGUACCACACGCGACCACGUGGAGGUUCCUGAGCUGAUGGAGGUGCUAGGGUUGAAGGGCGACGGGAAGCUGACGGGGGAUAAAGAGCGCUGGGAGCGUGCGCUCAAGGAGAGGUUGGGCACGGGAAAGCCACUUUAUGGCAGAAAUAGGACUAAGUUAAACCUUUCCGGGGGUGUAGUGGAUGCGGAUGGCAAUUAUGUGGUGAAGGUGGACAACGGGGUUGUGAGUGUUAAUGGUAGUGUGACGGGGAGUGCAUAG